Chlamydomonas reinhardtii is the source of this 6103-nucleotide messenger RNA. RefSeq lists its product as uncharacterized. The transcript is spliced from 19 exons. Lineage: Eukaryota; Viridiplantae; Chlorophyta; Chlorophyceae; Chlamydomonadales; Chlamydomonadaceae. The record is from RefSeq and is a predicted model, not a curated record. The coding region runs from base 222 to 5309 and encodes 1695 amino acids.
CUCCAACACCGGCGGUCCCUGCGCAGUCAAGGUCCCGCGCUAGUGUUCCUCCCUGUAGUCUCAGCUGCUACUUGCAUCGACAAUAUCGUAAGAAGUCCUUGCUUGCCCAUGUGAGGUCCAUGAAUUGAAUCUAAGCUAUCAGACGCCCGAAUUAGCGACACAUGGCGCUGCAACGACGCGCGCUCGCCGGGGGACAUGCGGCCAAAUGUAUUGCGGUCUUGAUGAUAGUCAUUUGUAGCAGCUUUUGUGCCAAAGCUCUGGCACGCGCAGAGGUCACACAGCGCGAAGCGGCGGACCGACGUCUGAGAGACCUCCAACAACUGAUUCUUCAAGCACAAGAGUCUGCAGGAUUGCGGGCGAAUCACGUGGAACGGGAGGGCGCGGCGGCGGCCCGACCCCAUCGCGGACUCCGUGGCGAGUCCUUGGCGGUGUCAGCGCCUUCGCCGCCUGAAGGUGGGGGUCAGCAGUACGCGGUUGUUAACCUGGAUUUGGGUCUGAGCAGCCGUGGCGGCGCCGUCAACAUCAGCCGCCUGGAGCCGCGGUCCCACACACCGCCGGGAGGCUCCCGGAUCCAACCCGGAUCCAAUGCUACCGCCAAUGGCAGCAUUGGAACGUGGGGCCCGUACUCACCGGCUGGGGCCAUGGGCUACCUGUGGGCCCGGGUCGACUACAGUAGUGGCAGUAGCAGCGGCGGCGGCAGUAGCGAUGCCGCCUGGUACCCCGUGUGUUUCCGAACGGAGAACGAGCCCGCGCUGAAAGCGGCCAACCUCAUGUAUGCCGUGACGGCCUGCGUGGACGCCGGCUACAGCCUCGGCUACAGCCUGCCGCCAUCGUACACAGCAGCGUACGGCGGCAGCAGCACCACAGGCGCAAGCACGCCGCCGCCGCACUUUCCUGGCGGCGGCGGCGGUAACGGCACGGUGGGACAGGGGGAGCAGCAGCAGCAGCAGCAGCAGUUGUUCAUUAGCAACAUGGGGUGCAUCCUUUAUUCGGGGCCGGAUGGCAGCAGCACCGAGUGCACGGGGGAUCUGGGGCCGCAGUGCCUGGGCGCUCCCGCCGUGCUGUCCUGCAUCCCCAACGCCACGGAUCCUGGAUCCGUGCUGGAUCUGGAUGUUGUUGUGGACUGGCGGGCGCCGCCAGCGACUGCCGUAACCAGCGGCGGCGGUACGGCACCGACGUACGAGGGCGACAACGUGCUGUACGGCAGAAACUACGAGCGUUACGUGUGGCCGGCAGGCAGCACGCCGUACGAGACGGUGUACGACGUGUGCGUGGGGCAUUUCGCGGUGGUGGACCCGCCUACCCCCCUGCGCCUCGAGCUGACCGUGUGGGAUGCCGGCUCCCUCGCGCUGCACCAGUCCGUCACCUGGGCCUACCCGGAAUACGCAACCGGCAGCCCUCAGCAGCUGCUCGCUGACCUGCUGCGGGGAGCAUUCGGGAGCGAUGAUGGCAACGGCGGGCCCGCCUCGCCGCCCUCGCCGCCGCCGCCGGGCCCUGGGAGCGGCGGCGCAUGCGCGCCCGGCAUGCGCGGAUACCUCGGCAGCUACAUGCACACGGGGCGCAACAGCAGCAGUGACAGUGGCAGUGGUGGGAAUGGGAAUGGGAGUGGGAGUGGAGCUGAGGGCGGGCAGCCGGAGCUGGAGAUCAUGGUGUCUUGGUCUCCUGCACCCGUGCGCUUCCCUCCACUGCUGGACGCAAACUCCAGUUUCGUUUUCAUCAACAACACGAACGAUGUCGACAUCAUCACAUCUUGGCCUGCGGUGCAGUUCCCGCCACCGCCAAAAGCUGCAUCGCCGCCCCCACAGGUGUCCGGGCAACCUGCGCCUUCCCCCUCCCCUUCCCCUUCGCCCUCCCCCUCGCCCUCCCCCUUGCCCUCGCCCUACCCCGCGCCAGCAGCAUCAGGCGGCGCAAACCCAAGCUCCCCGAGCAGCGGCGGCGAUGGCGUUCCUCCUCCAGCGUUGGUCGUGGGCGCCAACGUGACCGUCACAAACCUCAUGCCGCGGACCUACAUCGAGGCCUCACGCCUGUGGACCCUCUACCGGCCCGCCGGCGCCGUGGCCUUCCUCUGGGCCAGCGUGGGCGACCCCACAGGCGUCUCCUCCUACCUCCCUGUGUGCACCAAACGCGGCGAGGCCAUUGUGGACUACUACGCUGCAAUGGCCUGCUGGAACGACCCCGGCAGGGCCGGCGGCUACGUCCUGGGGUACGGGCUGCCGCCCUGGUACCUGGCGCACCGGCCCGGCACUACCCUGGCGCCCGCCGGUGGCGGGGCGCUGCUGGGGCCUGCUGCGGCUGGCCCGCCGCGCUUCCUCACGGAUCUGGAGUGCGGCGGCGGCGGGGCGGACUCGCCACAGCAGCAGUGCGCCGCCACUGUGGCCGACUCCUGCGAGGACUACGCGCUCCUCAGCUGCAUCCCGCACUCGUCAGACUACCUUGUGCUCUUCGACCUGGAUGCGGUGGUGGACUGGGCGGCGCCGGCCAGUGCGGCAUUGUCCGUCGGCUCGCCGCCCACCUUUAUGGGGGACAACGUGGCCACCGGCCUCGACUAUGAGCGCUACAUGUGGCCGCCCGCGGACCGCACAGACGUGCGCAGGCCCUACUUGACGGUAUACCACGUGUGCGUAGACAACUUCCAGGUCGUUGAGCCGGCCGGCCCCGUGCGCCUCGACCUCACCAUCCGCAACGGCGGCGCGGUGGUUCUGUCCAUGUCCGUGGUCUGGAACUCCAGCGCCCUCGGGCACGGCGGCCUGUUCGGCAGCUUCGGCGGCCCGCCUGCGGGCCCGCCGAUCCCCGGCCGCGCCGUGGCCUGCAACCCCUCUAAGCGUGGCUACCUGGCGAGCUACAACUACACGGGCCGUGUCAGCGGUGGCAGGUACUCGACCACCUGGACAACUGGGAGCCACGACGCGCUGCCGCCGGAGCUGGAGGUCGUGGUGGGCUGGUCGUGGGCCGGAGAGUCUCCACCGCCGCGCCUACCGCCGCCUUCGCCGCCCGCCCCACCCGGUGACGCCGCCGCCGCCGGCGCGCCUCUGGUGUCCUUCAGCUCUCUACUGCCCUGGCAGUACCAGUACCCCAACCGCAACUGGGCCUUCUACCGCAACCCCGGCGCCCUGACAUUCACCCUAGCCACCGUGCGGGGCUCUGCUGACGAGGCGCUUCGCUACCCGGUGUGCGGCGGCGCCGUUGCCAAGGUGGUCACGCUGCUGGCUGCGACCACGUGCCGAGCGGCGGGUUACAUUUUCGGUUACGCGCUGCCGUACUGGUACGUGCCGCGUGCCGACCUGGACACGGGCUCCCUGGGACACCCCGAGGAUCGCCGGUUCGCCAACAACGUGCGGUGCAACAUCUCCAUGCAAGCGCUGCUGAAGCAGGACCCGCUGCCGCCGUACGAAUGUACGGGCACUCUGUCCGACACAUGCGAUGGGGGCUACGCCCUGGCCAGCUGCAUUCCCAACGCCGCAGCUGCCACCAACGCCGUCUUUGACCUGGAGGCGAUGGUGGACUGGAUGCCGCCUGGAGGCACGGAGGCGGCGGUGGCGGCGGCGGCGGCGGCGGCGGGCACGGGGCCCAUCUUUAUGGGGGACAACGUGGCCACCACCUCCAACUACGAGCGCUACGUGUGGCAGGCAGGCAGCUCGCCCUACAAGACGGCGUACGCCGUAUGCGUGGAGUAUCUCGCGGCCGUGGUGCCGGGCGGGCCCAUACGCGUCGACCUCACUGUCCGCAGCGGCGGCGUGACAGUGAUGGACCAGACGGUGACGUUCCCCAACACCACCCUGGUCGGCGGGCGACUGCUCGAGGUGGUGCCGGCUGCGGGGCGGGGCGUGGCCUGCAAUGCCGGCAGCCGCGGCUACCUCGGCAGCUACACGUACACAGGGCGCAACGGCAGUGCUAGUGGUGGAAGCAGUGGAGGCGUCAGUGGCAGUGGCGGGAGUGGAGCAGGGGCGGUGCCUGCUGGAAGCCACGACCUAGCGCCGCCGGAGCUGGAGAUUGUAGUGGCCUGGUCGUUGGCUGGAGUGCGGCCCCUUCCGCCACCCGCUCCGCCGCCCGGCACCACGCCGCCGGCCGCAGCGUCGCCCCCAUCGCCAUCGCCAUCGCCGUCACCGUCACCUUCGCCAUCACCGGCACCGUCUCCAUCUCCCGCUCAGUCCUCAUCAGGCACGCCGCCGCCAAGCCAAUCCUCGGGCAGCCCGCAGGGACCGCCGCCCAACUGCACCCAGCAGCUUCAGAACCUGGCCCGCGGCGCGGCCGCUUACUCCUCCUCCUACCUCACCUGGUGGUGCCUGGGCGGCUGCAGGGCCACCUACGUAGUCGACGGCGACACCGCCACCGACAAACAGAUGCUGCACACCGCCCCCUUCGACUUUGACACCUGGCUGUCCCUGGACCUCGGCGCGCCCUCCAUCAUCUCCUGGGUGCGAAUCUGGCACCGCAGCGGGUUCCUGGGUCGGACGCAGAUGUCGGAGCUGCGGGUCGGAAACGCGAGUGUGAUGGCCGCGACCGCCAGCGACACCGCAAACCUCCAAAAGAACACGCUGGUGUGGAAGCAGCCGGCGGCGCUGUCGGAGGACGUCACAGUCCUGGUGUUUGACCCGCCGGUGGUGGGGCGCUGGGUGACGUUUCAGAACCUGGUGCCCAGCCCGCGCAUGGAUGACGAGCACGCGCUGCAAGUGCGCGAGCUGGAGGUGUUUGGGGUGCGCGUGCCCGCCACACCGCCGCGGCUGUACCAGAACGUCUACGUGGGCUGCGUCAGCCAGGAGGCCCUGCUGUCGCCCGCCGCCUCCGCACCACCACCCGCCGCCUCGCUACUGGCCAUCUACCGCAACAACACCGCCGCCACGUCCGACCUGUGCGCCCAGGCAGCGCGCCGUCUAGGUGCGCGCUACUACGCCGUGCAAGGCGGCGACUGCUGGCACCUCAGCAACUUCAGUACCGCCGCCGUGUCAGUCGUGACUCAGCAGUGCGACGCCGCGUGCCCGGGAGAUGCGCAGCAGAUGUGCGGGGGCAGCCGUGCCUACGGCAUCUACGAGAUCGCGCCGCCAGGUGCAUCGGCGUCUCCACCGCCGCCGGCGUCACGUUUGGCACCGCCGCCGCCGCCGCCUCCAGGUGGUGCCGACGCACGCGAGUGCUGCGCCUGUCCCGCACCCUGGCCGCCGUCGCCCCCACCACCACCACCCAAGCCCGAGCAUACAGCAGGGAGCCCUGCGCCGCGCAAGCUGCCCGUGCGGUCCCCGCGGCCGCUCAGGCGCCCCCCUCCCAGAGCCGUGGGCCAGGAACGACGGUCAGCCGGUGCUGGUCCCGCGCCCUGACCCAUCAUUCAGCGCUCCUCGUGCGUACUAUCUCCGUCGGCACUGUGGUUAAGAUUGGAUGCAUACUUGUGGAUUGGCGGUGGUGGCCACGGGUGAUGCCAGCAUCCAAAUGCAAGUGCACGGGUGACAGGUGACACCUGUGUGAACGAUUGGGGUGCGGUUUUCCUUCUUAUGCUUCUUGUUUGUGCUUCGCGUACGUGUGAGGAGGACUGACAACAUUCAUACAUUGUACCGUACUGUGGUACUUACGUCGCGCCGCACAGGCACGUGAUUCAAUACUUCUUGCCAGCUAGCUCACUUGAUAGCUGUCUACACCAUCGGUCCUCAUAAUGAGUGGGUCCCUUACUAUCGUAGCUUCUUAUGAUGCGCAUGUGGUGCGCGUGUGCAAUGCUGUUCAUUCGUUGUCAGGCGGGUGGCAAGCCCCUAGAGCGGGGAGGGGGCAGGCAGGGUUUCGCGCCUAGCUCACCGCAUUACGCUACCGUAUGUGGAGAGCCCCCCAUCCACCACACUUGAAGGCACAUUCAAGCAACACGGAGAGCAACAGGCUGGAAGGCACUAGCAAGCCACCUAAGACUACUUAGAAGAGCUCGCGUGUAGCAGUGCAAUCUUAAAAGCUGUCAUAUGAUGUCUGUGGAGGGUGCCGUGGCCGCUGUAUGGAUGGGUAGGUAAUAAUAGGUAUGCCCCUCCCACAGUGGGUGAGGCCGAUGAGGCGAGGGCAUUAUCUUGAUUGGAUGGGCAGAAAUGUUGGUAUAAAAGGCUGGCUACCAAAGCAGCUCGUGUCAAGCAUCGCAUUG